This is a messenger RNA of Seriola aureovittata, 3816 nucleotides long. It is a transcript of the gene klf6a, whose product is annotated as Kruppel like factor 6a. Bases 278 to 1138 code for a protein of 286 amino acids. The transcript is spliced from 4 exons. The record is from RefSeq and is a predicted model, not a curated record. Lineage: Eukaryota; Metazoa; Chordata; Actinopteri; Carangiformes; Carangidae. Gene Ontology annotation, biological process: regulation of transcription by RNA polymerase II. Gene Ontology annotation, molecular function: RNA polymerase II cis-regulatory region sequence-specific DNA binding; DNA-binding transcription factor activity, RNA polymerase II-specific.
UUUGCAGAGCGCAGUUGUUCCCCAUCCAGUCCGGUGCAGUGUUUGCAAAUACCGUGAACGCAGGCGAGAGCAGAAGAAGCGAGGGGGGGGACUGACGGACGGACGCUCGUCUCUUGCUGCUGUGUCGCUGCUGAAAACAAGCGCCUCUUCGUUUGCAUCGCAGGGGAUCGCUCUUAUUCCUUUCACUGGGUGUUUUUCUACCUGAGAAAAAAUAUUUAAGAACUAAAUAGGCUUUUUUAAAAAAAAAAAAAAAAAAAAAAAAAAAAGCUCGGGAAAAAUGGAUGUUCUACCCAUGUGCAGCAUCUUUCAAGAACUUCAAAUAGUUCACGACACGGGCUAUUUCUCAGCCUUACCGUCACUGGAGGAGUAUUGGCAGCAGACAUGUUUGGAGUUGGAGCGCUACCUGCAGAGCGAGCCUUACGUCUCCACAUCCGACCUCAAGUUCGACGGCCAGGAAGACCUCUGGAGCAAGCUGAUCUUGGCCUGCGGGGAUAAGGCCAAGGCCGAAUCUGACCCAAAGCUGGCCCCGGCCCACGAGGAGGACAAUCAGGACAGCCAAAUCUUGGACACCAACAGUGUGAAUUCAGACGCCAGCAGCGAGGCUUCAGACAGUUCUGAGGAGCUCUCGCCCACGCACAGCUUUACCUCCAACCCUCUGGGCUCUGUCUUGGUUGGCUCUGGACCUUUUAGCCCCUCCGUCAUUAGCACUCCCCCGUCCUCACCGGAGGCCAACUCGGAGCCCGGCGCCGUGACAAACGGCUGGGUCGCCACGCACACCGAGUUGCACUUGCCAGUCAAAAUUAGGAGCGGCGGGGUGGCAAAGACUUCGGAAAAGACGGGAAUCAUCUGCGGGGACGCGUCUCCAGACGGCAGGAGGCGAGUACACAGGUGUCACUUCAACGGUUGUCGCAAGGUUUACACGAAGAGCUCCCACCUUAAAGCACACCAGCGCACUCAUACAGGUGAGAAACCAUACAGGUGUUCAUGGGAAGGCUGCGAGUGGCGUUUUGCACGAAGCGACGAGCUGACCAGACACUUCAGGAAGCACACUGGGGCAAAGCCAUUUAAAUGCAGUCACUGUGACAGAUGUUUCUCCAGGUCUGACCAUCUGGCUCUUCACAUGAAGAGGCACAUCUAGAGCAGGGCGAGCACCAACCAAGCAACACAGCGAAGGGGAAAGUUUUUUUUAAAAAGAAAAAAAAAACAAACGCCGUCUCCCGACCAGUCUCUUGGUUGAACUGUCCCAGAGCAGAGUGGCGGGAGUGUGUUCCAGCCAAAGCAUGCCGUUUUGCACCAUACUGAAACCCAGUGCCUCCGGGACCUCUCUUUGGAGAAAGGCGCUCUGAAGGUUGUCUGUUGCGACGAGAGGACAAAAUCAUGGAUGGGAAAGAAUUUGUUCUGAUUUGAGAAGGACUUACAACACACGAAAAAAGACAAAAAAAAAAACAAAAAAAAAAGAUAAAAGACACACAAACAAAAAGAGUGAAUGAUCUGUAUGUAUGGUGCAUGAUGUUUUGGGGACAUCUCCCGGACAGCAGAUACACUGGUACUUUACAAAACUGUCUGAGGUAAGCAUGUGUGCACUGUGAAUGUCUGAGAUUGGCCGACCGGCCCCCUGGAAGGAGAGAAGUCAGGAGGAUUUUUCUGAGAAGCGAUGGAUUGGUGGAUGGUGCGGGGCUGGUACCAAUGUUGCUGUGGACUGAAUGGGUUUCUGGGGGAAACAGUCCGCUUGUGUUUCCCUGGUGGCAGUGUGAGGAUGAGGCAGGGAGGAAGUCCCUGCCUGUCUGUCUGUCUGGCACCCAGACUGGGGGGGGGGGGGUUCAGAAGCUUUUGAAUCCUUGGGUUUGACCAGAGAUAGAAAGAGGGUUGAUGUGUCGCCUUCUGGUCUCUGACCCAGGGGCCAAACCCCCCCCCUCCCGGUCACUGUAUGACAGGAGCUUUUUUUGGUGUUUUUGGUGCAGCUACUAAAUGUGCAAUGUGUUAUGUAGCCUGGUUUAUUAUUUUUUUACAAGCUACAAAGCUCAUUUGUAGUCCAAUUGUAUAAGCUGUGUGCUUAGAGGUAUAACACAACUAUACUAUAACUUCAGUAUCAUAGACAGGUGUUGCAUGGUUCUAGGGUUUGUUCAUUUCCUGUUUCCACUGUAAUCAGGACUGCAAAUAGUUUCAAUAAAAGUGCAGCUAAAAUGCGAACAGUUAAAUGUUACAAUAUUGUACAUAAAGCCUUGAUGAUUUCCUCUUAUUUUUACAACAUCAUCCAUUUCCUUCAUUCUGGUUUUUCAUCCGGCUGAUCUCACCACUGCUUGCUCAUUCAUCCUAUGCCUUGAGGACUAAUUUUGAUUUUUGUACUUUCUUUUCUAUCUAAUAAUGCACUGUUGACCUUAAUGGUGCCUUAUGCAAGUGACUCAGCCCUGUGGCAGCGUUGGUUUUGCUCCUCUCGGGAAGUCACAUUUGUUGUAUGGGUGAUUUGACAAGCUUGAUCAAGGCUCAAUUACAAAUUAAACUCGCACCUCCUUUUUAGUUUUAAUGAAAGUUGCCUGCAUCUACUCCGAUGGUGAAUCGUGUUGUCAAAAUGUAAAUUUUCAGAAAAGUAUCUGUUUUUUUUGAGUCAGAGAAAACAGUGCAGAUGAUGUAUAUCACAUUCAAUUGAGUCAGAACAUGUAAAUAAGACAAAUGCUGUAUGUUUAGAGCACUUCAUUCAUUUAUUAAAGAUGUUAACUACUGUGUAGUAUGUACUCAAGUCCAUCCACACAGCUCUAAGGUACAAAAUUACCAGACUAGAUGAAUGAAAAUGUUUUUCUUCAUAGUUCAAACAAUUCAUACAGAGUGCUGCUCCUCCACCACCAUCACAGGCACCAUCCUCCCCUCCCUGUCCCCACCCCACCCUGUCCCUCCAUCCCUGCAAGUGGGACUGAAGAAAAAGCUAAAGAUUUAUUGUAAUUAACAGGCUGCAGUCGGACAGGCCUCGCCUUGUACUGCCUCUCAGUAAUGAAUUGCUAAAGGCUUUGUUGGCAUGGAAUCUGUCACAGACUGCUGACUGUGUAGGUUGGUUAUUGACCUGUCUGGGGAGCGUUGUUUUAGCCAAGCUGCAACAGUAUUAUGAAAACCACAGGAGCGGGGGGUGGGGGGGUGGGGGCUCUCACGAGGUGGAGGAGCAACCAUUGAUGUCGCACAUGGAAAUUUGACAAGGAAAAAGGAAAAAAAAAGCCCAUGAUGGUAUCUCCCCUAAAAAUGUCUAAAAUAAUUAUAGGGAUUAUACUUAUUACUGCUUCAGGAUAAAGCGAUCUGUGCCACCCACUCCAGAUCAGCGACCUCGCUGUAGGAAUUCGAUGUUGCAGCAAGUCGUACCGUGGCAUGCUACAACAUAUGGAUUUCAGAUCAGCGGGGUGAAAGAGACAGGAUGAGUACAAACUUGAAACUGCUUGCUGCAAUAGAUCUGGGAGUGCUGGCAAGGCCUUUUGUGGGCAAAGAGAGGGAACAUCCAUUCUGCGAAAACGGCAGCCAAUACUGUUGGAGUGGUAAUUGAGCCUUGAUUUAGCCCCGUGUUUGCUCACAUCUCUUACACUUUCCAUCAUCUUUCUCAUCCCACUGCCCCACCUCUUCUGUCACACACACACACACACACACACACAUACACACACACACACAGACACAGCUCUUUGUUCUCAACUGAAUCUUUGUAUAAAAAGAAAAAAAAAAACUUUUGUAAAAUUGUUAUGUUUUUGCUUUCUGAGAUUUUUAUUUGAAAUUGUUUUGCAAAAUUGUUAUAUUUCUGUAUGAAUGUAUUUUUUAUUGGAAUAAUAAGAAAUUCUUAUCUGA